This is a messenger RNA of Tachysurus vachellii, 2034 nucleotides long. It is a transcript of the gene desi1a, whose product is annotated as desumoylating isopeptidase 1a. The transcript is spliced from 6 exons. Gene Ontology annotation, molecular function: peptidase activity. Gene Ontology annotation, biological process: protein modification by small protein removal. The record is from RefSeq and is a predicted model, not a curated record. NCBI's taxonomy places the organism in Eukaryota, Metazoa, Chordata, Actinopteri, Siluriformes, Bagridae. Bases 99 to 608 code for a protein of 169 amino acids.
GCUUAUAGUGCGGAAAAUGACGCGGCUGGUGGCUGCAGAUUGCUAGUUAUUUUCAUCACCAGCAUAGCAACGAAAAAAGAAAGAAAAAAAAAAGGAAAAUGGAUAAAAACAUUACAACGUUCCCCGUUCAGCUUUAUAUUUACGACCUGUCAAAGGGAAUGGCGCGCCAGCUCAGCCCUAUAAUGCUCGGGAAGCAGCUCGAUGGAAUUUGGCACACUUCCAUUGUAGUUUAUGGAGAAGAGUUCUUCUUCGGUGGUGUUGGGAUCUCCAGUUGCCCACCGGGAGGGACAAUGCUUGGGCCACCCGAUACAGUGGUGGAGUUGGGCAACACCGAGGUGAAUGAGGAGAUCUUUAUGGACUACUUGUCAUCGCUUGGAGAAACCACGUACAGAGGAGAAAGAUAUAAGUUGUUUGAACACAACUGUAACACCUUCACUAAUGAAGUGGCUCAGUUUCUAACAGGCCAGAAGAUUCCUUCUUACAUCACAGACCUGCCAUCUGAAGUGCUCUCCACGCCGUUUGGGCAGGUCCUGAGGCCGAUCCUGGACUCCAUCCAUAUUGCGCCCCCUGGUGGAAGUGUUAUCAACAGCCAUAAUAAUCACAGCUAGGUCUCUUUCACCAUCUACACACACUGGCAGCUUGUGUUUGUGUUUAAACAGUCAUGUUGGGUUUAGACUUGGGGACCGGUGUGCUGUCGUUUCUCUGCUCCUGCUCUACAGACACACGGCUCGGAUCCUCAGCUCUGAUCCUCACGCUGCAGUCCUGAAGCCACAGUCAGGGAUCUCAGUACUUCAUCCCAGUGUACACUGAGCUCCACCUCCACACGCUGUACUCUGUAAAGUAUUGUUACCCCAUUGGUAUCUCAUGAUUUACCGUGAAAUCCGGUACAUUUUUAUACCUAUGAGAUGAAUCAUUUAAAUAAAUCAAAUGGCUUACCUUUGUAAGUGAUUCCUCGAUCGGACCAGCAGUCUGAUUGGCCAUGUUUGUGAAAAGAAUUAUGUGAUCCUCCAUUGUAAAGGAUGCUACCUUUAAAUUUUGCAGCUGUUUUCUGCCUUCUGAUUGGAGCACAGUGUUCAUUCUUUGCAUAACAGCGACUCUGAGCUAGAAGUGUGUGUGGCACAGGUACGAGUCCGUGUGCUUAAUAAUGAAAUCGUUAGUUAAUUGCGAGCGUGAAAAUGAAUCCCUGAUUGUGGCCCUUUGGAUUCAGUCGUGCUUUUUUAAUAUUCAGAUAUUGCGUACAUGACAUAAGCUCCAGUGUUGACUGUCUUUAAACACCUGCAUCAUAAUAAAUGUCUUAUAAAAGCUAUAUUUAUCAGAUAAGUUACAGUUUCAGCCCAUCCUAUAGCCAGUAAAUGGGUUUUACAUAUUAAGUAUUUAUUAUAAUUAAACUGUUUAUCUAUAAAUCUUUAGUAAAUGUUUGUAGUGUGAUUUUGAAGCCUUUUCAGUGUUAUACAGUGAUAAAUCACUCCGAUUUCUAUCCAUUUAUUUGCACAUUUGAACACCGGGCCUCUUUCCUGUGUUUCAGUCACUGCACUUUAACUUAGCGAUUGCCAUAUUGUAGGUUUAUUUUUAUUUGAUCCUUUUCAGUGUGAGAUGAGCAGCAUGAUAGACUCAUACGGUUGUUGUGUAUGUUGUUUAUGAGUUUUCACAAUGGAAACUAAAUCAUAAGCAGAUUACGGUGCAUAGGCCAAGACACAGAGACCGAGUUAAGACAGUCAAAACACCAUGUAGGAGAAUAAAGAUUAGUACGACACACUAGAGAGUCACAGAGCGUCAGAACCCAUGCAGUGAUUUGUGAUCGAGUCUCUGAUACGGUUUUAACUGAAGGACACCUUUAUCACUUUAUUAUAUUUUAAUUUAUCAUUGCAAUUUCUUGUUAACAAUAAUAUAGUUGAAUAAAGUGUUCUGUUAUGUUGCCAUGAAUAUUUAUUUGUUGUUAUGAUUUGAAUGUGUUCCAUAUGUACUCGUAAUAACUGGACUUUAAUAUCUAACCUAUUUGUAAAUAUAUAUAUUAUUACGUUAUACAAACAUAUU